GUUUCACAUAGAUGAGAGGGUUAAGAACAAGAGAAGCCCAUAUGAACAGGUUUUUAUUGUAGGAUUUGGAGAAUGGCAAGUCAAAUCAUGUUGGCUGUGCUGCUUUUGGGGAUGAUAAGCAGGGUGAUGCCACAGACUUUAAGUUCAAGUACCGUGACUCCUGAGAUGACUUCAGGUUUCGUGACUCCUGAGGUAACUCCUAACGUGACGUCAGGUUUCGUGACUCCUGAGGUAACUCCUAGUGUGACGUCAGGACCCCUCUACCCAAUUGCUGGAAACACAACAACUCGAUCACUUGAUGGAAGUUCUCCUCAAAUUCCCCUGCAACAACCGUUUGUUUACUUCGGACAGUCCUAUAACCAGAUUUAUGUGAACCACAAUGGACACCUGACCUUCAGUACACCAUGGUCUAAUUUUGUACCUCAAAGGUUUCCAAUGUACGGAUCCAGAGACGUCAUUGCUCCAUUCUGGACAGAUUUUGACAACAGAGGAAAUGGUCAGGUCUACUACAACCAAUACACCAAUGGCAGUGUUCUCCAACAAGCUACACAAGACAUUAAUGAGUACUUCCCAGAGUUGAACUUCAAUGCUACCUGGGUCUUUGUUGCAACAUGGUAUGAGAUGGCCUACUACCCAAUGACUGGAACACAAACAACUGUCCAAGCUGUCUUGAUCUCUGGUGGCCAAUACUCAUUUGUGCUGAUGAAUUAUGGGAUAAUAGCCCCAUCAAGUCACAAUGUACAGGCUGGAUAUGACACAGUCAACUCUGUACACUAUUUCACCAUUCCUGGAUCAUUCUCUUACCAUGCAACAGGAAAUAACUCAAGUUUUCGCCUAGGCAGCAAUGUCAAUGUACCAGGUCGCUGGGCAUUCCGGAUAGACCAUGGCCCACCACUUAAUGAAGACACUGGACCCUUCUACCCAAUUGCUGGAAACACAAGCUCUCGAUCACUUCAUGGAAGUUCUCCUCAAAUUCUCCUACAACAACCUUUUGUUUACUUCGGACAGUCCUAUAAUCACAUUUAUGUGAACCACAAUGGACACCUGACCUUCAGUGCACCAUGGUAUAAUUACAUACCUCAAAGGUUUCCAAUGUAUGGAUCCAGAGACGUCAUUGCUCCAUUCUGGACAGAUUUUGACAACAGAGUUAAUGGUCAGGUCUACUACAACCAAUACACCAGCGGCAGUGUUCUCCAACAAGCUACACAAGACAUUAAUGAGUACUUCCCAGGGUUCAACUUCAGUGCCACCUGGGUGUUUGUUGCAACAUGGUAUGAGAUGGCCUACUAUCCAAUGACUGGAACACGAACAACUAUCCAAGCAGUCUUGAUCUCUGGUGGCCAGUACUCAUUUGUGCUGAUGAAUUAUGGGAUAAUAGCCCCAUCAAGUCACCAUGUACAGGCUGGAUAUGACACAGUCAACUCUGUACACUAUUUCACCAUCCCCGGAUCCUUCUCUUACAAUGCAACAGGAAAUAACUCAAGUUUUCGCCUAGGCAGCAAUGUCAAUGUACCAGGUCGCUGGGGUUUCCUGAUAAACCAUGGCCCACCACUUAAUGAAGACACUGGACCCCUCUACCCAAUUGCUGGAAACACAACAACUCGAUCACUUGAUGGAAGUUCUCCUCAAAUUCCCCUGCAACAACCUUUUGUUUACUUCGGACAGUCCUACAAUCAGAUUUAUGUGAACCACAAUGGACACCUGACCUUCAGUGCACCAUGGUAUAAUUACAUACCUCAAAGGUUUCCAAUGUAUGGAUCCAGAGACGUCAUUGCUCCAUUCUGGACAGAUUUUGACAACAGAAGAAAUGGUCAGGUCUACUACAACCAAUACACCAAUGGCAGUGUUCUCCAACAAGCUACACGAGACAUUAAUGAGUACUUCCCAGAGUUGAACUUCAAUGCUACCUGGGUCUUUGUUGCAACAUGGUAUGAGAUGGCCUACUACCCAAUGACUGGAACACAAACAACCAUCCAAGCAGUCUUGAUCUCUGGAGCCCAGUACUCAUUUGUGCUGAUGAACUAUGGGAUAAUAGCCCCACCAAGUCACAAUGUACAGGCUGGAUAUGACACAGUCAGCUCUACUCACCAUUUCACAAUCCCUGGUUCAUUCUCGAGCAGUGCAACAGGCAGUGACUCAAAUUUCCGCCUGAGCAGCAAUGUCAAUGUAACCGGGCGCUGGGCUUUCCGGAUAGACCAUGGAUCAAGAGGCUGCACUUUCAAUGGUGAACCAGUGCAGCUUGGUGACUCAUUCUGGAGCGACAGUAGCUGUGCACAGAAGUGCACGUGCACCUCAACAGGCCUGCAGUGUCAAAGCCAACCCUGUUCUUUUUCCCAAAUCUGCCGGACAAGUGCCUUUCAGUUCUCCUGCCAGACGGUGCAGAGACGCACCUGCAGCAUAAGUGGUGAUCCACAUUACUAUACCUUCGAUGGCACAGUGUUUCACUUUCAGGGCACCUGCACUUACGUUCUCUCAGAGCAAUGUGGUCGAGGGCUUCCUUACUAUAGAGUAGAGGGCAAGAAUGAGCACCGAGGCAGCACUCAUGUUUCUUGGACACGGCUGGUCAAAGUGUUUGUCUACAAUGAAACCAUCGAGCUUGUCAAGGGACGUCGUGGUGAGGCUAAGGUUAAUGGAAAUUUUGCAGCCACUCCCAUCUCCCUAAGCAAUGGCACUGUCCAGAUUUAUGAAUCAGGUUUUUCUGUGAUUAUCAGUACCGACUUUGGCUUGGCAGUGUCUUAUGACGCCAAUAAUUAUGUCAGGAUCAGUGUGCCCUACACUUACCAGAAUGCAACGUGUGGCCUGUGUGGAAACUUCAACAAUCACCCUGGGGAUGACUUUCAAACCCGCCAGGGUGAGGUUGUGAGCUCUGAUGUGGUGUUUGCCAACAGUUGGCAAGCAUCAGGGGACGAUGAGCCUGGUUGUGAAGCGCAGUGUGGAGGUCUGGACUGCGCUGCCUGCAGUGAGGACCAGACAGCUUUAUACAGCAGUACUGAACAUUGUGGUAUCCUCCAGAACAGUUCUGGACCUUUUGCUGCUUGCCAUCAACCAUUUCCUCCACAGACCUUUGUGGAGAGCUGUGUGUAUGAUCUGUGUGUAGGAGGAGGAUACCAGCCCAUUCUGUGCCAAGCCUUAAAUGCAUAUGCAAGUCAGUGUCAACAGAAUGGUAUACAGCUGCCAAGCUGGAGGAGACAAGGCUUCUGUGAAAUCCCCUGCCCAUCCAACAGCCACUUUGAGUCCCAAGGCACAGGAUGUCCAGCUACCUGUGUCAAUCCCAAUUCUGCCCUGAACUGCCCUCUUCCUGCCCAGGAGAGCUGCAUCUGCAAUUCAGGCUACAUCCUUAGUGCUGGGGUCUGCGUACCCCAUGCUGAGUGUGGCUGUAGCUUUGAGGGUCGCUACUACCGCUCUGGAGAUACCGUAAUACUAGACGAGGACUGUGGGAGACGUUGUAGCUGCAGUUUUGGCUCCAUGACAUGUCACUCCCAUGGUUGUGGCCCACUAGAGUCUUGCAGGGUGACGGAAGGAGAAAGAGGAUGCAGACCUAACAGCUAUGCAACAUGUUGGAUAAGGGGCCCAGGGUCAUAUCAUACAUUUGAUGGACUGACAUACCGGUAUCCAGGGGCAUGUCGCUUGACCCUUGCCAAAGUAAUGGGAUUGUCUAGUCACCCACACUUUAUGGUGACGGCAGAAAAAGUGCCCAGAGGCCAGCAGGGCUUUGCCAGGGUGCUAAGGUUUGAGGCAGAAGGAACACAAGUCUCAGUAGAGAUGACAGGUAGCAGCAUAGUUCAGGUUGAUGGUCAGCGGAUCCGACUACCAUUCAGCUCAGCAUCCAAUCGACUCCAAAUCUACCACAGCAGCAUUCACAGUAUCAUCCUUCGCACCUCCUUUGGUGUAACUGUGCAGACAGUAUGGCCUCACUUUGUGCGUGUCACUGCACCUGGUAUCUACAAUGGAUCACUUGGUGGACUCUGUGGUAAUUACAAUGGUCACCCACAUGACGACUUCCGCACACCCAACGGCAUCCUGGUCAACAGCUCUCAGUCCUUUGGGGACAGUUGGCGUGAUGGUUCCCUUGCUGCACACUGUGUGGACAGCGAAAAUGACCACUCUACCACAAAUAACAACUCUAGUGAGGACUGUGGUAUUCUUAACUCAUCACAUGGGCCGUUUGCUCAGUGUUGGUCCAUGGUCAACCCACAGCAGCAUGUGAAUUCAUGUGUGGAAAUCAUUAGGGCCUCUAGAGAUCCAGCAUCAGCACUGUGUGAGGUCCUACGAGAUUAUGCACUAAUGUGUCAACAGAGGGGUGUUGCACUUACACACUGGAGGAAUGCAACUGACUGUGAGCAAAACUGCCCUCUAAAGAGCCAUUAUGAACUCUGUGGAAGCUCUUGUCCAUAUGCCUGCCCCAGCCUCUCUUUCCCUUUCACUUGUGACACUGUGUGUCAGGAAGGUUGCCAGUGUGAUGAUGGUUUUGUCCUCAAUGGCAACCAGUGUGUACAACCCACAGCUUGUGGAUGCUAUCAUCAGGGACGGUAUCGUUCAGGGGGCGAACAGUUUUGGGAUGGCGAGGAAUGUAACAGCUUGUGUACAUGUGAUGGCACUACUGGGGUAGUCCACUGUAUCCCCAACUCCUGUGGACCCCAGGAGUCCUGCCGUGUGGUGGAGGGAGAGUUUGGUUGCCAUCCCAACCCUCACGGCACCUGCUCUGCCUCUGGCGACCCCCACUACCUCACCUUUGAUGGCAAGGCGUAUGACUUCCAGGGAACGUGCCGCUAUGUUCUGGCGACACUUUGUAAUGCUACUGAUGGUCUCCACCAAUUUUCAGUGGAAGCUAAGAAUGAGCCAUGGAAUGGGUUCCCAGUUUCAAUCACAGCUGAAGUUUUUGUGAAUGUGUGGGGCUAUCGAGUGCGUAUGUCAGGAGAGAGCAGGGGUAUGGUAGAGGUAAAUGGAAUAACUAAAAACCUACCAGUUCUCUUGAAUGGAAGUCGUGUAUCUAUCUAUGCAAGUGGACCUCGCACAUUUGUCAGUGCUGAUUUUGGCCUUACUGUCACAUAUGAUGGAUGGAGUACAGUGUCUAUCUCUGUGCCCUCAAAUUACAGUGGACAAACAUGUGGACUUUGUGGAAACUUCAAUGGAAAUUCAACUGAUGAGUUUCACACCCCAUCUGGAAUGAUGGUCACCACUCCAGAUGAGUUUGGGACAGCUUGGAAGGUGGCAGGAAACUACACCUGCAGUGAUGGGUGUGGUUCCUCCUGCCCACAAUGUACCAAUGAGCUCCCUGCUAGAGCUCAGUGUGAGGUGAUUCAGGCAGCCAAUGGCCCCUUAAGCUUCUGCCAUGAGCAGGUGGACCCAGCACCGUAUUUCAGUGACUGCGUGUUUGAUGUUUGUGUGUCGGGGAAUGAGGGCCAAGAUCUUCUGUGCAGGGCCAUUCAAACAUAUGUCAGUGCCUGUCAGUCUGCUAAUGUUCGAAUUUACCCUUGGAGACAGAACACUACCUGCAGGCUUGAGUGUCCAGACAACAGCCAUUAUGAGCUGUGUGGUACAGACUGUGGCCAUACCUGUUCCAGCAGCAUUGAUGCCAUCUGUGAGCAGGUUUGCUCUGAGGGAUGUUUCUGUGAUGAAGGUUUCGUCAGGAGUGGGACAAGAUGUGUUCCUGUGGAAAGCUGUGGCUGCCAAUAUGAUGGAUCCUACUAUAAUGAUGGUGAGUCCUUCUGGACAGAAGGUUGCGCCCAGCGAUGUGAAUGCCAUGCUCCCAACGACCUGCGCUGUUCUGCUGCAUUUUGCACUCCUGCACAGGAGUGCACCAUCAGAAAUGGCCAGCUUGGCUGUUUUGAUGCAAUGUCUACCUGCACUGUGUGGGGGGACCCCCACUACAUCACCUUUGAUGGGGCAUUGGCUCAUUUCCAGGGCACAUGCUCUUACAUCAUUAGUGAGAGUGUGAGCCCCAGCACCAAUGAAACCCAGUUUCAGAUAGCAGCCACUAAUAAUCACCGUGGCAACAACCGUGUGUCGUUUGUAUCAGCAGUGGAUGUAUACCUCUCAAAUCAACCAGAGACUGUUAACAUCAGGAUUGGACCCAACAAAAGAGUAACGGUAAAUGGAAGUGAGGUGUCUCUUCCCACCACCGCAGGAACUUUAGCUCAGGUGAUAAGGCAGGGAAGCUACAUAGUGGUCGAUGCCAUCGACUUGAUAGUCCAGUUUGAUGGCUUGAGUACUUUACUAGUCAGAGUAGGUCAAAACCGUGAAAACAGAGUCACAGGGAUGUGUGGAAACUUCAACAAUGACCCUGGAGAUGACAAAGUCUUGCCCAAUGGCACAUUGGCACAAAAUGACAAUAACUUUGGACACAGCUGGAAGGCACCCACAAGCAAACCAGGAUGUGGAUCCACUGAUGAAAGGAGUGGUGAUGGAUUGAACAGCUGUCCCUUUAUGGAAGAAUACUCUGAGCUCUGUAGUGUCAUAACCAACACUAGUGGCCCAUUCAGUGCCUGUCACCUUCACUCUGACCCCCAGCCAUUUUACACUUCCUGUGUCUACGAUCUCUGCCUCUACACUCCAGCCAAUGGCAUGCUGUGCUCUGCUGUCUCAGCCUAUGAGAGAACCUGCUCUGUGCUGGGUUUGAACAUCCCACAGUGGCGCUCGGCUUUGCAAUGUGCUGAGUCAGACCCCUGUGAACAGCUGGACUGCACAGAGUAUGAGUGGUGUGGUGAAAAAGACGGUGUUUACGGCUGCUUCUGUGAUGAGCACCACCAUCGGCCCAACAAUGAGAGCUACGACUCGUCCAUCACUUGUGUCAGUAGCUCAGGCACCAUGUCAGUAUCGCGCUGCCAGCUGUUUGAGGCUGGCUUCCACUCUAGUGCCCUGCAUCUCCGUGAAGACUCCUGCAAUGGGACUCUCCAGGACGGACGACUGGUCUUCCACUUUAACAAUGACGACCACUUGUGUGGGACUGCUCUCAGGAGCAACGGGACCCAUUUCAUCUAUGAGAACACCAUCCAGGGUGACGUGGACCCCCAUGAAGGGCUAAUCAGCCGCCAGAGGAACAUUCAUCUGCGUUUCUGCUGUGAAUACCCUCUGGCCCAGGCCCUGUCCAUGGCUGUGGGCAUCAACCCUGUAGAGAGCGUUGUGAGGAAGAAGCUUCCAUCUGGCCGUGGACAGUACCAUAUGAGAAUGAUACCCUACCAGGACGCUGGCUUCCGUUUCCCCCUGACCAGUAACAGCAACAUCGAAAUGGAAAUUGACCAGAGGUUGUAUGUGGAGGUGCGAACAGAAGGAGUUGAUGAACGGCAGAUCUCCACCAUCCUGGACUCUUGUUGGGCCACACCAGUCAACAUCGCUGGCUACCCUGUCCGCUGGGAUCUCAUUAAUGCAGAGUGUCCUAAUCCAGCAGAUGAUACAGUAGAGCUGGUUCAGAACGGUAUCUCCACUGUGGCCCGAUUCUCAUUCAGGAUGUUCACCUUUACCAACUUUUCAUCCAUCUACCUGCACUGCCAGGUCCACCUGUGCCUUCUGAAACACAACAACUGCUCCGCUCAUUGCUACCCAGGUUACCACAUGCGAAUUAAGAGGGAUGUAUCCUACCAUGCUGCUACAGACAUCUCACUAGGACCACUAGUCCUGAGACAACAUAGCCCAGAUGGAAGGAUGGAAACAAGUGGUGCCUCAGGUCAGUUGACCUCUGUGGUGACUCUGCUAGUCAGUUUGCUGGCUGCCAAAACUCUGACCUAGAGAGAUCGGAGAGGCACAAAACCAGUAAACAGAUGAAUAUACACAUAUUACUCCGGAACAUAUUAAUCAUUCAGUAGUAGCUUAAUCAAUGGGCAUAGAUUUAAGAAUGGUCAGUAACCUUUUCUGUUAUGAUCCAAUAAAAAGUGGAAUGAGAUUCCGUUUUGUGAUGUGAAGGCCUGAAAAAUGUAUAGAUAUUACAGAAUAAUUGGAAAUAUAUCCUGUACAUUGCUUUUUAUUUGUGUUCCUCCCUAAGAGGCUUUGUUUAAAGUUGUGGUAGUUUUUUCUUUGCAACAUUAGAGGGCAGCACAAGAUCAAAUAGACAUUUGGCUCUGUUUUCAUGAAGUUUCCUGCCCACAGGUUUGUAUUUUGUCAUGUUUAUGAGUUGUAUCCUACAGGCUUUUCCAGUGAUUUUUAUUAGUCUAAAAUCUAUAUUUUAUUAGUGUUAAUUAAUAAUGAAGAUGUAAAUGAUAUAUGAGGUGUGAUAAAUUUGUGUGAAAUAUGAAUCCUCAGCAAAUCACUAUAUGACUAUAUAUAAUAUUUGGAUUGUAUUUCUGUUUGAAAAGCCUUGUCCGACUGUUUUUACUGUGAAAAUAGCAAAAAGCAAAGGCGACGACAAUGUGCAUCAUACAAAAGCUGAACUCCCUUGCCUUUGUUAUACUCACUGUCUAUGAUUUUUACUGAUUUUUUCCUUCUACAUUAUUCUUAUAUCCUUUUACCUUAUUUGUAGUGAUUAAUAUAAUUUGCUGUCAUAUAAGAAGUAAUUGUGUAAUAAAGGUUAAAAGUUGAGGUGAUUUCA
Dicentrarchus labrax (European seabass) is the source of this 8521-nucleotide messenger RNA. RefSeq names its product alpha-tectorin. The record is from RefSeq and is a predicted model, not a curated record. Gene Ontology annotation, biological process: cell-matrix adhesion. Bases 73 to 7725 code for a protein of 2550 amino acids. Gene Ontology annotation, molecular function: protein binding. The transcript has 36 exons. Lineage: Eukaryota; Metazoa; Chordata; Actinopteri; Moronidae.